This is a messenger RNA of Thelazia callipaeda (thelaziosis nematode), 207 nucleotides long. The record is from the annotation of a GenBank genome assembly. Lineage: Eukaryota; Metazoa; Nematoda; Chromadorea; Rhabditida; Thelaziidae.
AUGACAAAAGCAGCUUUCACUGGAGAGAUUUCAGUGAGAACAAGAAAUAAGUGGUCAGCAGUACUGCAGGGUGCAGUGUCAUUACCGGUAGCAAUGGCCACUGGUGAUUGCAAGGUUGCAAAGAAGAAUUGCCAAAGCUACCGCGGAAUUUUGUUGUUCUCUUCUCUUUCAUCAAGAGUUUCUCCUGUUGCAGCAAAAGAGGCUUGA